Molecule: messenger RNA, 339 nt
Organism: Peromyscus maniculatus bairdii (prairie deer mouse)
Lineage: Eukaryota; Metazoa; Chordata; Mammalia; Rodentia; Cricetidae
Source: RefSeq, a predicted model, not a curated record
AUGGCGGCCUAUCAAGAAUCAGAAGCCGGGGGCCCCAGAGACCAAACGGGAGCGGUGCAGGGUGCCCCCCCUGCUUGCGCCCCCCAGGUCUCCAAAGCCUCUUCGGAACUGAUGAGCUACUGUGAGCAGCAUGCCAGGAACGACCCCCUGCUGGUCGGAGUGCCGGCCUCGGAGAAUCCCUUCAAGGACAAGAAGCCUUGCAUAAUUCUCUAGCGCCGGCCCUGGCUCUCAGCGCCUCCCUCUCCCCGCCCCCCCCCCCCAUGGUCCAAUUCUUACCCCGAAAAAACCGAAUUCCUCCGGCUUUGGGCUCCGAAGGAGCAGAGCCUGCGUGAGGGCAGA